Molecule: messenger RNA, 1807 nt
Organism: Archocentrus centrarchus (flier cichlid)
Lineage: Eukaryota; Metazoa; Chordata; Actinopteri; Cichliformes; Cichlidae
Gene: crdhl
Product: retinol dehydrogenase 12
Exons: 7
Coding region: 33-1094 (353 amino acids)
Source: RefSeq, a predicted model, not a curated record
AGCUUGCUCUCAGUUUGUUCUGACCUGCAGAGAUGAAAGCUGCAGAUAUGGAAGGCUUCCUGGUGCUGCCGUGGCCCAGCGGCGGUGGCGGCAGCUCGGACCCAGGCAUGGAAGAAGAGGGCUGGGAGCACCUGAUGCUGAGCUGUGGAUCUCUGUUGGGAGUCAUGCUGAUCUGCUUGGUGCUGUUGAGGAAGUGGAUUGCAGGUGGAGUUUGUCAUUGUUCGGUUCAGCUGGAUGGGAAAACAGUUCUGAUCACCGGAGCAAAUGGCGGCAUUGGCAAAGAGACCAGCAAGGAUCUGGCACGCCGAGGAGCCCGGGUGGUAAUGGCGUGCAGAGACCUGACUCGGGCAGAGCGGGCGGCCGAGGAGAUCCGGCGGUCGACAGGAAACAGUAACAUUGUGAUCAGACACCUGGACCUCGCGUCCACCCACUCCAUCAGACAAUUCUCCAAAGACUUCCUGGACAGUGAAGAAAGGCUGGACAUUCUCAUCAACAACGCAGGAGUAAUGAUGUGUCCAAAAUGGCUGACAGAGGAUGGCUUUGAGACUCAGAUGGCGGUCAAUCAUUUGGGUCAUUUCCUGCUCACCAAUCUGCUGCUGCCAAAGUUGAAGAGCUCUGCCCCCAGUCGUGUGGUCAAUGUGUCAUCCAUUGCCCACAAUGGAGGUCAUAUUGACUUUGAUGAUUUGUUCUUCAGCCAAAGGCCAUACAGCUCUCUGGAGAGCUACAAACAGAGCAAACUGGCCAACAUCCUGUUCUCCAGAGAGCUCGCCCGACGACUCUCAGGCUUUGGUGUGUCGUCGUUCUCUCUCCACCCAGGUAUUAUCCGGACCGAGUUGGGUCGUCAUGUGGAGGAUUGGUCACCCCUGCUGGGAUUUCUGCUAAAGCUCCCAUGCUUGGUAUUCAUGAAGACUCCAUGGGAGGGCUGCCAGACCACUUUGUACUGCGCUCUGACGCCGGGCCUGGAGGAAUUGUCUGGACAGUACUUCAGCGACUGUGCAGAGAAAGAACCUGCUCCAGAGGGACAGGAUGAUGUGGUUGCAGGGAAGCUGUGGGAGGUGAGCGCUCGACUGGUUGGACUGAAGGACACAUCCUGACCUUUGACAUCACAGGAAGUGAUGGAAGUGCAGACUGGAGCAACCCCUAUUAGACCUGAAACAAAAAGAGACUUACCUUUUGCUAAGAUACAGUUUGAAAGUGAAGCUUUGUGUUGCUAUGUUGGAUCGGGUCCAGAUGUGUGCUUAGCUUUCAGAGUCCAGAUGCUGAAUGUUCUCUGAAUGUUCACCAAAGGUUCCCCCUAUAUUCCUGGAACAUUCCCUGAAUGUUUCCUCAGUGUUCCCUGACGGUUUCCAGAACAUUCCCUGAAUGUUUCCUCAUUGUUCUCUGAAUGUUUCCUCAAUUUUCCCACUCUUUAAGUUCCCUUGAUGUUUUUCUGAUGUUCCCUGCAUUGUUCCAUGAUCAUAUCCUUCAUGAUUCCUCCACGUUCCUUUUUUUUCUCUUUUCUUUUCUGUCUCCAUGAUGUCUUGAUGUUCUCAUUGACCUCCUCUGUCCUCCACUUGACUGGUUGAUGUUUGGUGAUAUUUGUUGCCCUGGUUGUGGUUUUAUUAAAGGCAGCUUAGUAUUUUAUACUCAGGAGACUCUCUGUGUUAAAUAGAUUUAAAAAUAACAAUAAAUCCAAAAUGAAGCUGAUUUGUCCUUUUGCAGCUUUUUGAAUUUCUCCUAAAAGGACUGUAUUGAGCAUGCUCUCUGGAUGGAGAUUGGAAACAUUUUCAGAGCAACAUUAUUUUCAAUAAAUAAGGCCUCAUGUUUU